UAGUAUAUCAUUAUUAUCAACACAUCUUAUUUUCAGAAAAUGAAAUUUACAUUAUUUUUCGUCUGUCUUAUACCGUCAAUAUUUUCCAAACCUACCCAUUUAGAAGAAUCUGGAGUUCCUGAAGCACAGCUUUUAGGGUCUACUAAUCCAGAAAGCUUGGAGCAAAUACCUCUGGAUAAACGGGGAAUAGUUAGAGAUUCUCCAAGUUUGACGAGUAGUUUAAAGUCCAAGCUUGCCAAAUAUAUCUCUCAACGUGAACGAAGAAGCCAAUCAAUGGCUUUAGAUAAAAGAGAUCCCUGGACCUCUGCUUGGGCCAAUAUUCUUUAUAAACCAAAAAGCUUGACGAAGGGGCGGGAUACAAAGCGAAGUGCCUGGGGAACACCAUGGGAGAGCUUUCUCAAGUCUCAGCAAGGUUUCCGUUUAAAUGAUGGGGAUAACAACUUCCUAAACAAUGCCGUUAUGUACAAGAGAGGAGAAAGAAGGCAUAUCCAGGAACUCAAUUCUGUUCCAAUGAUUGGUAAAAGAGAUCCUGAAGUUUACAGUUUCGAUGAAGAUGAUGAUAGCAACUGGGAUUAUGACAACUGGUUUGCCAACUUUGAUAACGAGGACUGGGAUUCUCAUUUUCAGGAGGACGGACCAAUCUUUGCUGACGCAUCCCUGAACAAUCCUCACUCGGGUUCAGUAGUCAUCCCCAGACCUCACAGCAGAUCCAAUCCAACAACAGAACGCGGCACUCUCGCUACCGGUGACUCAUCCAGCAACCAGCCGACUCGACGCAACUGGUUUAGUAGGAUGAGAGCCUUAUCUGGCGUUCCACCCAAAAACUUCGGCUCUCAUUUCUGGAUGCUGGAUACAAUGUAAUACUAUUAAUUGAUUAUUAUUAUUCAUUAAUAAUUGUUUUAUUAAUGAUUAAAUUUAAACUUUUUUGUCAUAAACUAAAUUUGGUUUAAUGUUUAUAGUAAGCAUUGCCAAAAAUGUUUUCUCAAACUCUUAUUUAUUCACAAUUGUUUAUAUGAUGCAACAAAAUUUGACAUAAUGUGACGUGAAAAUGUGAUGUGAGUUUACGCAUGUAUGUUUACAAAAUAAGACGUUGUAUGUAAUUUAUUUAAUAAAGAUAUGA
Messenger RNA from Eurytemora carolleeae, 1120 nucleotides. RefSeq lists its product as uncharacterized. The record is from RefSeq and is a predicted model, not a curated record. Lineage: Eukaryota; Metazoa; Arthropoda; Copepoda; Calanoida; Temoridae. The transcript is spliced from 9 exons. Bases 40 to 861 code for a protein of 273 amino acids.